Molecule: messenger RNA, 1292 nt
Organism: Quercus robur (English oak)
Lineage: Eukaryota; Viridiplantae; Streptophyta; Magnoliopsida; Fagales; Fagaceae
Exons: 7
Coding region: 204-1070 (288 amino acids)
Source: RefSeq, a predicted model, not a curated record
UUUGUUUGUUUUUUUUUUUUUUUUCCUCUUCAAACUUAACACAGCUUCUCUCCUUCUUCUUCUUGAUAUCUUUGUGCCUCUUCAAAUUGUGCAACAUUGUAACUCAAACUUGGGAACUAGUAUCAAAGAAAGACAAAAUAGUCGUUUACCAUUUAUCACUCUCUUUCUUUACUAAAACAAAAAUAGUAGUUUUUGUAGAUAAGAUGGCACAGUUCAUAACACAGGGACGCUUGAAGCUGCUCUUCAACAAUGGUGAGGGAGUGUCAUUUGGCUUGGAACCCAAAGACCCAUUUCACUAUAAUAAGCUCAGAUCAGUCCAAACCCACUUGCGCAGGCUCAGGUUUCUUGGCUUUACAACAACUAGAUUUUUCUUUUCUUCUUCUUCUUCUUCUUCUUACGUGAAUAACAAGUCCAGUAGCACUUUCAAUUUGGAGGCGUGCCUUAGAGUUAGUGAUAGUGAGGGUGUUUAUGAUGAUGAUGACGACAAUGAUUUUGAUCAUAAUGAUGAGCUUGAGAGGGAUGAUUUGUCUUGUUUCAGAGGGCUAGUCUUGGAUAUCUCCUACAGGCCAGUCAAUGUUGUCUGCUGGAAGCGUGCUAUUUGUUUGGAGUUUAUGGAGAAGGCAGAUGUACUAGAAUAUUAUGAUCAGACGGUAAAUUCCCCAAGUGGAUCCUUCUACAUACCUGCUGUCUUGAGGGUUCCCCAUUUACUGCAGGUUGUAAAGAGGAGAAGAAUCAAGAACCAUCUUAGUCGUAAAAACAUACUAUAUCGGGACAAUUACACCUGUCAGUAUUGUUCUUCACAGGAAAAUUUAACCAUUGACCAUGUUUUGCCAGCUGCACGAGGGGGAGAGUGGAAAUGGGAAAAUUUGGUGGUUGCUUGUGCAAAAUGCAACUCAAAGAAAGGUCAAUUAACUGUAGAGGAAGCAAAUAUGAAGCUAAUUAAGGUUCCAAAGGCGCCAAAAGACUAUGACAUACUUGCCAUACCACUAACAACUGCAGCAUUAAAGAUGCUGAAAACGAGAAAGGGUACACCUGAAGAAUGGCGUCAAUAUCUGUCAAAGCUGUCUUAGGAGUCAUGAGGUUAUCUGUGCUGGCAAUUGUAUAUUCUUGUGCUUUGUAUACGUUUAACCUGUUCUCAUUCUUGAUGCUCAAGUCACCUAAAUGAACCUCAAAUUUUCAUGUAUUCCAUUGUGGUGCUUAGCAUGUAAUUUACUCAGAAAUUGUAUAAAAAAAUAUAUAUUUGUGCAUAAAUUGUCUAACGUAGUAUUUUUUAUAUUUCUCCUGGCAUUUUA